CAGCCGGCGCCUAUUCACUGCCGAGCUCGGGUGGGCCCGGCCGCCUUCCGCCGUCCCGCCGUUACCCUGGCAACGGCGCCGUCGGCGGAGCGAGGAGCCCGGGCCCGGCGGCAGGAUGAUGCUCUCCCGGGCCAAGCCGGCCGUGCGGGGUGCCCCACCGCCGAUGGACAGGCGGAGGAAGAAAGGGAAGAAGGUGCCGCAGCUGGAAGAGCUCCUGGCCCUGAGGGACUUCACCGGCGCCAUCGCCUUGCUGGAGUUUAAACGGCACGUGGGUGAACAGGAGGAGGAUGCUGACCUUUGGAUCGGAUACUCUGCCUUUCAUUUGGGUGACUACAAGAGAGCGCUGGAGGAAUAUGAGGCCUUAACCAAACAACCAGCUUGCAAUCCAGAUGUGUGGGUGAACCUUGCCUGUACAUACUUCUUUCUGGGAAUGUAUACUCAAGCUGAACAAGCAGCCUUGAAAGCACCUAAGAGUCGUCUCCAGAACCGUUUACUCUUUCACCUGGCACAUAAGUUCAGUGAUGAGAAGAAACUGAUGAGCUCUCACCAGAAUCUGCAAGACGUUACAGAAGAUCAGCUUAGCUUGGCAUCUAUCCACUACAUGCGGUCCCACUACCAAGAAGCUAUUGAUAUCUACAAACGCAUUCUUCUUGAUAAUCGGGAAUACCUGGCUCUGAAUGUAUAUGUGGCCCUAUGCUAUUACAAACUGGAUUACUAUGAUGUAUCACAGGAAGUGCUAGCUGUUUAUCUUCAGCAAGUUCCUGACAGCACCAUUGCUCUUAACCUUAAGGCUUGUAACCAUUUCCGACUUUACAAUGGGAAGGCUGCUGAGGCAGAGCUCAAGAACUUAACAGACAGCGCCUCACCGUCUUUUGAGUUUGGCAAGGAGCUCAUUAAGCACAACCUGGUGGUGUUCCGAGGAGGAGAAGGGGCUUUGCAGAUCCUGCCUCCCCUGGUUGAUGUUAUUCCUGAGGCAAGACUGAAUCUUGUGAUUUACUAUCUCCGGCAAGAUGAUGUGCAGGAGGCUUAUAACCUGAUUAAGGACCUGGAACCUACAGCUCCACAGGAGUACAUCCUCAAAGGAGUGGUAAAUGCAGCACUUGGACAAGAAAUGGGCUCGAGAGAUCAUCUGAAAAUUGCUCAGCAGUUCUUCCAGUUGGUGGGUGAAUCAGCCAGCGAAUGUGAUACCAUUCCAGGCAGACAGUGCAUGUCCUCCUGCUUCUUUCUUCUUAGACAGUUUGCUAAUGUCCUGAUUUACCUCAACUCAGUCAAGAGUUACUUCUACAAUGAUGACACUUUUAACUUCAACUACGCCCAAGCCAAAGCUGCCAUGGGCAAUUUUAGUGAGGCUGAAGAGGUGUUCCUUUUGAUCCAGAGUGAGAAGAUAAAGAAUGAUUUUGUUUACCUUAGCUGGCUAGCUCGCUGCUAUAUUAUGAAUAAGAAACCACAGUUGGCCUGGAAGCUCUAUCUGAAGAUGGAGACCUCAGGGGAGUCCUUUAACCUAUUGCAGCUCAUUGCAAAUGAUUGCUACAAAGUGCGACAGUUUUACUAUUCAGCCAAAGCGUUUGAUGUUCUGGAGAGACUGGACAGUAAUCCUGAAUACUGGGAAGGCAAGAGAGGUGCCUGUGUGGGUGUCUUUCAAAUGAUCUUAGCUGGCCGAGAAGCGAAAGAGACUCUACGGGAAGUACUGCAUCUUCUGAAGAGCACUGGUAAUUCUCAAGUAGAAUACAUUGUCCGCAUCAUGAAAAAGUGGGCCAAGGAGAACAGAGUCCCUGUUUAAGUCAGUGCCACAAAAUGAACUGGGACUUGAGGCGAUCAAGCAGGUUGAACCAGCUGAGCAACAGCGUAGUGCAGUGAGAUUGCAAAACAUUCAGCAAGUUGGUGUUUUGUUAUUAAAGCUUUAUUGGUACUUUUUCUGUUGCACCACUCUCUAUUCCUCAUUCAAAGUUUCAGGUUUUUAGUAGUAAUUCUAACCAUCUACAAGUCAAAGUGCUCCUCAGAUGUUGCCCAGAUUUCUCCACAUGAGUUACUGGGCUGCUUUGUGGUUUUUUUUUCAGCAAGCCUUCCAGCCUCUGGAGAAGAAUCAUUUGUGAAAUUACUGAGACAAAUCUACUUUAGUAAGUGAUGGAAUGUGGCAAGUAGAGAGGUUGAGCGUGACAACCAAAAGCCAGUACUAAGGUACCAGAUAAUACAUAAAGACUUCUAUAUAUUACCUGUCUGGGGUAAAAUACAAACUGUAUUCUGACCACUGUCCUUUUCUGGAUGAAUCUCAAUAAUUAAUACCUUCAUUUCUUAUUUUUGUCUAGAAGGAUUGCUUUCUCUCUUACCAUCUUUUUCAGAGCAUGGAGAUUUGACUGUGACUGUAUUGUUCAAUCUUGCUUUUGAGGGUUGACACUCAAAACAUUUAUUCAUGUUAAUAUAAUUCAUUCGACUAACCCAUUUAGUUAGCAGUCUGAUGGAUAAAAGAACUGGGUGUUUUGAAUCAUUUUCUUCAUCAUUUACCACCCUCAUCAGCAAUAUAUUUAUUAUACUUUUGGAUUCAUUAUACUCUCCUGUGUUUUUUUAAGGAGAACAGUUUAGGGAGUACAUAAUUCUAAAAGAAGGCAGCAGUUGUAACAUAGAAAUGUAUUAUACGUUUUGUAGUGAAAAACAUUUGCAUAUUAUUUGUAAAAGGAAAAUUUACAUUUUGUAAAUUUGUAAAAUACUUAUGAAGGGUUUUUUUAUCUUUUGGGGGAAACUCAGAAUACUGUAUUCUCUACUGUCUGUGCUUUGAUUAAAGCUCUUAAUUGAAUCUA
Aquila chrysaetos chrysaetos is the source of this 2795-nucleotide messenger RNA. It is a transcript of the gene IFT56, whose product is annotated as tetratricopeptide repeat domain 26. The transcript has 19 exons. Gene Ontology annotation, cellular component: ciliary base; intraciliary transport particle B; ciliary basal body. Gene Ontology annotation, biological process: intraciliary anterograde transport; intraciliary transport involved in cilium assembly. Bases 116 to 1780 code for a protein of 554 amino acids. The record is from RefSeq and is a predicted model, not a curated record. Gene Ontology annotation, molecular function: protein binding; intraciliary transport particle B binding. NCBI's taxonomy places the organism in Eukaryota, Metazoa, Chordata, Aves, Accipitriformes, Accipitridae.